Molecule: messenger RNA, 1395 nt
Organism: Hydra vulgaris (swiftwater hydra)
Lineage: Eukaryota; Metazoa; Cnidaria; Hydrozoa; Anthoathecata; Hydridae
Product: dynein regulatory complex protein 10
Molecular function (GO): protein binding
Source: RefSeq, a predicted model, not a curated record
UUAUAAAGUAAAAUGACUGCAGCUUCUUAUGUUCGAAAAGAUUUCAAAGAUAAAUUAGGAAAUAACUUUCUUCAAGCAGGAUUCUUGAUUAACGAUAAGAAAAACAAGCUUAGUUUUUCUAAUUCAGCUCAGUUGGAUUUUUCUAAGAAAAAAUUGCCUUCUUUAGACACACAGCGAGUUCUAUCAGUAAUUGAAAACUUAAUAUGUCAACUUGAAAUAGUAACUCUUAUUCCUUUUGUUAUAGAAAACUUAGAUCGUUUUUCUGCAGUAUUUGGAGAUGCGUUAAAUGGCUCUCUGCUAGAGUAUUCUAGACUUCAACUUUUAUAUAACAAGCUUUUAUCUAACACAGAUAAGUCUGCUGUUGAUAGGGAAACUUUCAACAGUUCAUUUGUUAUCAAGGAUACAGCAUCAAAAGUUUCAGAUGUUCUUAAUAGAAUUUUAACUCUAUUUCGAUCAAAUCCUACUGCAACAUUAGUAGUAAAAAAUAGUUAUAAAGAACGUAGUAAUGAAGCCAAUAACUUUAUUUUAAGCAUAGCAUCUAUAAAAGAUCAUCUCAAUAUUAGAUUAAAAACACAGAUGAGUGAAGAUGUUGAACAGAAAGUUUUUACUCUAAAUUCGAUUGUACGAGGGCAUCAAUGCCAAGCAUUGAUAUAUAAACUUGAAAUAGAAUAUAACAUAGCAGAGAAAUUGAAAGACGACCUGAUAAAACAAGUUAAUGAUAGAAUUGAUCAACUCAAUAUUCAAAUUCAAAACGUUCAGAAUGAAUCCGAUGCUAUUAAAAAUGCAAUCCUGCUAGAUGCUCAGAACAUUCAUUCUGUAAACGUUCAAGAAGCAAAUACUACUCAAUCAAAACUUCAAGAAGAUAUUUCUCAGAUUAAGCUGCAACUUCAAUCCAACCUCAAAGCUCACAGAGAGAGUGAGUUAUUUUUAAGAAAGCGGAAAUACAAGAUUGAGACCGAAGUUGAGAAUUGGAUUCAAAAGUAUGAUAAUGACAUGACAGAGCGACAGGAAGAAUAUGAUAAACUCAGUAAUGAGUAUGCUGAAGAAAAAAAACAGCUGCAGGAUCUUGAAGAGCGCUUCAGUAUAGUAAAAUUGCAAUAUGACAACAUUAUGCAUAAGCGUCAUCUCAUUGAGGAGCAUCGCAUUGAAACUGAAAUAAAAUUAAGAACAAUGGUAAAAGCUGCUAUUUUGAUUCAAGCAUUCUGGAAAGGCUAUCGAUGCCGAAAGUUAUUAAAAGCCAAAAAUAAGAAAGCAAAGAAAAAGAAAAGAAAAGGAAAACAAAAAGGAAUAAAAAAAUAAACUGAUAUUGUUUUUGACAUUUUUUAUCAAAAGAAAUAAGUAACGAUAAAGGUUUAUUAGACUAUUUAAAUAUUCUUAAAAUGUUUUAUAUUUAUU